Messenger RNA from Dermacentor silvarum, 2097 nucleotides. RefSeq names its product endothelin-converting enzyme 1. The record is from RefSeq and is a predicted model, not a curated record. The coding region runs from base 1 to 2097 and encodes 698 amino acids. The transcript has 3 exons. Gene Ontology annotation, cellular component: plasma membrane. Lineage: Eukaryota; Metazoa; Arthropoda; Arachnida; Ixodida; Ixodidae. Gene Ontology annotation, molecular function: metalloendopeptidase activity. Gene Ontology annotation, biological process: protein processing.
AUGGACGAGUUUUCAUGUCACGGAGGCCUCAUCGUGGAUGAGAUGAAACUCUCGGAACACCUGUCGGUAAACAGUGAGGGCCACAUUGACGGCUUCGUCAACUAUGGUCAAUUUACGUCUGAGGAAGAUAAGCACACUGUGAUGGAUUCACUGUCUUCCGGCCGUCAUCGCAGAAGCCGGUUCGCUUUCGCCAUCAUCGUAGUCACCAUCGUUAUUUUCGUCGUCGUGAUUGUCUACUAUAGUACCGUGGAAAUCGUAGCCUCCUACAGGGCGUCCAAGAGUUCAAAGCGGCCGAACUUGUGCAAAACUGCUGACUGUGUUGUGCAUUCUCGCCUCUUGACUGAACCCGUCGGCAGAAACGUCGACCCAUGUGAAGAUUUCCAAGAUCACGUCUGCGCGGCGUGGCGUCAGCUGGAGCACGUCCGCGACGAGCGGGUCGCUUCUGCUGUAGGCGAAGUCCGCACGGUGUGGUACGAGAACCUCGAAAGUUUGCUCCGGAAGGCGACAACGCUCAUUAAGGCUUCAAAGAAACCCCUUGCUAUGCUCCGCUCAUGCGCCCAGAAGCUUAGAGCCAGACCUACGGAUGUUGCGCUGUUCCGCAGCUUCAUGGGCAAGCUCCGCCUGUCCUGGCCAGAAGAACCACCAAGUGACGUCGAACCUUUAGGUGUCCUUCUCGACCUCACCUUCAACUGGGGUCUCUGUUUCUGGCUGCGUAUAAGGCUGUCAAAAAAACCUGGCUCAGCAUUAGGAAGCAGGAUCAGGAUCAUGCUCUCGCCCGGCCAGAGUGCCUCUGUCUACACUUUCGCCAUGCGAUAUUACAGACUGGUCAUCGAAGGAACGUACGCUCGCUACUGGUCGCGACUUAGGGACUUACUGAACAGCGAAGAGUCAUCUAACGACAGCGAUAGGAUCAAUCGCGGCCAAACGGUGGAAGGAAAAGUAAUCAAGUUGCUAGUCUCCAUCGUUAACAAGCAUCCAGUCGAUCCAGUUUCCGUCCCACUCUCAAAUAUAUCAUUGUUCACGCAUCCUGUGCCAUCCACUGAGUGGCUGGGGCAACUGAACAAUGUGUUGCGUUACGAGGGGCCGUUCAGUGGUGACGACGAACUGCUUGCGAGCGACAGAAUGCUAUUGAACACAAUCGGCAAGCUCUUCGCGAUGUUCAGCCAUAGCGAGUUACUCAGCCAUCUAUCCUGGCAGUUUGUGCAAGCCUACGCUCCCAUUCUGGACCAGAGCCUCGGAGACUUCUUCAGUGACCGAGAUUUUCGCAUAUUCUGCGCCGCGCAGGUGUCGUCAUCGUACAGCCCGCUUAUCACGACUAUCUACACUCGGCUUAACCCGCCGCAAAAGAACCACCGCUACUUGGCCAGCAAUCUGAGCAUGAUUCUGAAGCACACCGUCCAAAGAAUCGUCCGUUCCACCCAUCUCGACAACCUAACAAAGACGGCCGCCACCAAGAAGCUCAUGGCGAUGAAUGUCCGCCUGUGGCCUGUGGGCGAGCUGCUACGAAAUCCGGAUAAGAUAUACUCCGGAUUCCCUGAAAAUGGAGAAUCGUUUGUUCAUCUCUGGGUCGACACGCGACGGUCGCUGCGGAGUAUGGUCGGCACUGCCUACGUGAUGGCACCGAAUGCCAUGUUCUAUGGGGGUCUCGGAUUUCUGGUAGCAGAAGAAGUGCUCAAGAUGCAAGACGCGGUGGGUGCCCGCUUCCAUGCCAACGGCAGCGUGGUCCCUUUCUGGCUCUAUAAGAACUCACGCAAGCUGCUUGAGAACCACGAGACCUGCCUGGGGGUCAGAAACAACCUUGGCAUGUAUCUGCCGGCAUUGGAAGUCGCCUACUCAGCGUUUCGAGAAGCAACUCACCACGAUAAGCACCCAAUGCAGCUGAGUGAUGAGUUGACGGAGCCGAAGGUUUUCUUCAAGACAGUCUGUUUGACGACGUGCGCGACGAGGGGCUUCGGACAUGGUGUCCCUUUGGUGGACUGCAACCAGCUGAUGAAGAACUCACUAGAGUUUGUUGCUACCUUUAGCUGCAAGGAAGUGUCGCGCUAUGAACAGCAUGUACAAGUGUCCAUACUUUCAGUGAGUAAUAGCAAAUCCUGA